GGACUGUACGAAGCGAGGCCUCUUCGCCUCCGCCACCUGGGCGCCGUGUGACGUCACUCGGAGGCGCCCUCGCGGCGCGGCACGCGGAUCCCGGGGGCUUCUGGGUAGCGGAUUACCCCCGCCCCCCGCGCCUGCGACUUCCUUUCCGUCCCUGACGCCGCCGAGGUCGCACGCGUGAGGCUAGUCCGCCGCCGAGAUGCGCUACGUCGCCUCCUAUCUGCUGGCCGCCCUCGGGGGCAAUGCCUCCCCCAGUGCCAAGGACAUCAAGAAGAUUCUGGACAGCGUGGGCAUCGAGGCGGACGACGACCGGCUCAACAAGGUCAUCAGUGAGCUGAACGGAAAAAACAUCGAAGACGUCAUUGCCCAGGGUAUUGGCAAGCUGGCCAGUGUGCCUGCUGGUGGGGCGGUGGCCGUCUCUGCUGCCCCAGGAUCUGCAGCUCCCGCUGCUGGUUCCACCCCAGCUGCAGAGGAGAAGAAAGACGAGAAGAAGGAAGAAUCAGAGGAGUCGGAUGAUGACAUGGGAUUUGGCUUGUUUGAUUAGAGUCCUGCUCUCCUGCAAAUAAAACCCUUUUUACGUA
Acinonyx jubatus (cheetah) is the source of this 578-nucleotide messenger RNA. RefSeq names its product ribosomal protein lateral stalk subunit P2 (gene RPLP2). Gene Ontology annotation, biological process: cytoplasmic translational elongation. Bases 197 to 541 code for a protein of 114 amino acids. The transcript has 5 exons. Lineage: Eukaryota; Metazoa; Chordata; Mammalia; Carnivora; Felidae. Gene Ontology annotation, cellular component: cytosolic large ribosomal subunit; ribosome. Gene Ontology annotation, molecular function: structural constituent of ribosome. The record is from RefSeq and is a predicted model, not a curated record.